Lontra canadensis (Northern American river otter) is the source of this 3339-nucleotide messenger RNA. Its product is annotated as TBC1 domain family member 30. The transcript is spliced from 13 exons. Lineage: Eukaryota; Metazoa; Chordata; Mammalia; Carnivora; Mustelidae. The record is from RefSeq and is a predicted model, not a curated record. The coding region runs from base 459 to 2813 and encodes 784 amino acids. Gene Ontology annotation, cellular component: endoplasmic reticulum.
CGGCAGCUCUCCAGUUCCCAGGCUCCCGGGCUCCGGGGUUUCCAGGCUCCGCAGCUCUGCGGCUCCCGGCUCCCGGGCGCAGAUGUCGGGAGCCCGCGGGGCGCUGGGGAGCUAGGGCCGCCCCGCCUGCGCACAGUGAUGCCGGGAUUGGGGGCGGGAGCACCGCCUUCGUCUCCCGCGCGCUCCCUCGCUCCCGCCCUCUUCCCCGCCCCAAGCCGUCUCCUGCCUCAGCCGUGCAGGCGCCGCACUGCAGAUGCCUGCCGACCGCUCCGCGCUCGGCGGCUUCUGCGGUACCCCGCAGGUCCCUUCGACCGUCGGGCGCCGGCCGCACUCUCGCUGCCCCGGAGGGUCCCUCGGCUAAGCGGACUCGCCAAGUCCCGCGCGCGAAGCCGCUACGCGGGCGGGGUAGCGGGGACCCAGGCGGACCGCGGCCGCGCCGGAGCCCGGAGCGCUCUCGAAUGCGGCAGGACAAGCUGACCGGCUCCCUGAGGCGCGGAGGGAGAUGCCUGAAGCGGCAGGGUGGCGGCGGCGGCGGCGGCGGCGUGGGCACCAUCCUGAGCAAUGUGCUCAAAAAGCGCAGCUGCAUUUCUCGGACCGCGCCCCGGCUGCUCUGCACCCUGGAGCCGGGAGUUGAUACAAAGUUGAAGUUCACUCUUGAGCCAUCUUUAGGUCAAAAUGGUUUUCAGCAGUGGUAUGAUGCUCUGAAGGCAGUUGCCAGGCUGUCAACAGGUAUACCAAAGGAAUGGAGGAGAAAGGUUUGGUUGACUUUGGCAGAUCAGUAUUUGCACAGUAUAGCUAUUGAUUGGGACAAAACCAUGCGUUUCACUUUCAAUGAAAGGAGUAAUCCUGAUGAUGACUCGAUGGGAAUUCAGAUAGUCAAGGAUCUUCACCGCACAGGCUGCAGUUCCUACUGUGGCCAGGAGGCUGAGCAGGACAGGGUUGUGUUAAAACGGGUCCUGUUGGCCUAUGCCCGAUGGAACAAGAAUGUUGGGUACUGCCAAGGCUUUAACAUCCUGGCUGCUUUAAUUCUGGAAGUAGUGGAAGGCAAUGAAGGGGAUGCACUGAAGAUUAUGAUUUACCUUAUUGAUAAGGUACUUCCUGAAAGCUAUUUUGUCAAUAACCUCCGGGCUCUGUCCGUGGACAUGGCUGUCUUCAGGGAUCUCUUGAGCCUGAAGCUCCCCGAGUUAUCUCAGCACCUGGACACUCUUCAGAGAACCGCGAACAAGGAAAGUGGAGGUGGCUAUGAGCCCCCACUCACGAAUGUCUUCACGAUGCAGUGGUUUCUGACUCUCUUUGCUACGUGCCUCCCUAACCAUACGGUCUUAAAGAUCUGGGAUUCAGUCUUCUUUGAAGGUUCGGAAAUCAUCUUGAGAGUGUCGUUGGCCAUCUGGGCAAAAUUAGGAGAGCAGAUAGAAUGCUGUGAGACAGCAGAUGAAUUCUACAGCACCAUGGGGCGUCUUACCCAGGAGAUGCUAGAGAAUGACCUUCUGGAAAGCCAUGAACUCAUGCAGACUGUUUAUUCUAUGGCCCCAUUCCCUUUCCCACAGUUGGCGGAGUUGAGGGAAAAGUACACUUACAACAUUACACCAUUCCCAGCCACAGUUAAACCCACCUCUGUUUCUGGACGGCAUGGGAAGGUCAGAGACAGCGAUGAGGAGAACGAUCCAGACGAUGAAGAUGCUAUUGCUACUGCUGUGGGGUGUCUCGGGCCUUUCAGUGGGCUCCUGGCACCUGAACUGCAGAAGUACCAAAAGCAGAUCAAAGAACCGAAUGAGGAGCAGAGUCUGCGGUCUAACAACAUCGCGGAGCUGAGUCCCGGAGCGAUCAAUUCCUGUCGGAGUGAGUACCACGCGGCCUUCAACAGCAUGAUGAUGGAGCGCAUGACCACGGACAUCAACGCGCUGAAGCAGCAGUAUUCUCGGAUUAAGAAGAAGCAGCAGCAGCAGGUCCACCAGGUGUACAUCCGGGCAGGCUCUGCAAAAGAAAAAGGCCACGGGUUCAUUUUAGGUACCAAGAACCGGGCAGCUGAUGACAAAGGGCCAGUGACCAGCAUUCUCCCGUCUCAGGUAAACAACUCUCCAGUUAUCAACCACCUUCUUUUAGGAAAGAAGAUGAAAAUGUCAAACAGACCUGCCAAGAAUGCCGUCAUCCACAUCCCCGGUCACAUGGGAGGCAAGAUGUCUCCUGUGCCUUACGAAGACCUGAAGACAAAGCUCAAUUCCCCGUGGCGGACUCACAUCCGAGUCCACAAAAAAACCAUGACGAGGACCAGGAGUCAGCUGGGCUGCGGGGACACCGUCGGACUGAUCGAGGAGCAGAAUGAGGGAUGCAAGACUAGCGGCCUGGGGGCAGCUGAGGCCUCCUCCAGUGGGGCAGCCGCUGGAAGGGAGGGCAGCUGCUCCGGAAUCAGCACAGGGCGGACGAUCGAAGGGCGGUCCCCAGAGCCCGCGUUUGGGGAGGCCGAUGCCGACGUAUCUGAGGUCCAGGUGAAGUUAGAAGCCCUGGAACUGAGCCAGAGGGAUGCAGCUGCGGGCUUGGAGCCCAAGGCACACCAGCCCUGCCCACCACCCUUCCCAGAGCGGUCUGAGGCCCACGAUGAAAACAGAGCCCCCAGCAAGCCUCCCCAGGGCAGCCACCCGAAAGCACCCAUCUUCAGCCCUUUCCCCAGCGUUAAACCGCUGCGGAAGUCAGCCACCGCCAGGAAUUUGGGAUUGUAUGGUCCUACCGAAAGAACCCCCACCGUGCACUUUCCUCACAUGAGCAGGAGCUUCAGCAAAUCGGGGGGUGGAAACAGUGGUACAAAGAAACGGUGAUGGCCCUCGGUAGCUGAAUCUCCGUUCACCUUCUCCCGGCGGCCUAAAGAUUCCAGCUGAAUGGCUCCAAAAGCGUUUUGACUGCCCAGUGAAAACAAGUAGAUAGGUUCAGAGAUGAACACCGGGCCAUGAAACUGGGAACUAGAACUUUGAGAAUGGGAGCUAGAAAGGGUACGUCUUCCCCACCUACCAAUCACGGAUCCAGUGAAUUCUUGUGGCAGAAUAAAUAUCGUAGUUUUAAAUUGUGACGUUUUCCCAAUUUUUCAUUGUGACUUGUUUAGACAAGACUGUGAAUCUGGACUGUUAACCCCUCUUCCUUCUUCCUGUUCUGAGGACCUGCAGGGGUCCCUGUGACCACCCUCCCCUCAAAUCUUCUGGUUCCCCGGGGGUUUCCGACCCCAGAGCACGCACACGCUAACUUGCUAGAAUAGAAACUGUAAAAAGGAAGUAAGUUUCUUCGUUGCAAAAAAACUUCUCAAUUUCCCUCUUCCGGUCCCACCGAGGGAGUGUGUGUGUGUGUGUGUGU